AAUUACGGCAGUCUUCUCCGGCCAAAAGUAGAAAGCUGAAAAUACACAGCGUUUCUCCGUCUCCGUUUCUUUUUCCGGCGAAACUGAGCUUAAACUUGAAUGGCUUUCUUUAACAAAGCUGGGAGCAUUCUUCGGCAGGCUGUUAGCAAGCAGCACAUCAAUCAUGAAAUAUCUGCAUCCAAGCCUUCAAUUUUUCAACUAAUUAGAUGCAUGUCUUCAAAACUUUUUGUUGGAGGAAUCUCAUGGAACACUAAUGACAACUCUCUCCAAGAAGCUUUCAGCAAGUAUGGAGAAGUCGUUGAAGCAAGAAUCAUUUAUGAUCGCGAGUCUGGGAGAUCUAGAGGAUUUGGCUUCGUUACUUUCAAUACUUCUGAGGAUGCCAGUGCUGCCAUCCAGGCUUUGGACGGACAGGAGCUUGAUGGUCGUACGAUUAGAGUAAAUGUAGCGAAUGACAGGACAAGAGGAUAUGGCGGCGGCGGCGGUGGUGGUGGUGGUUACGGUGGUGGUAACUAUGGAGGUGGUGGCGGCAAUUAUGGGUCUGGUGGUUACAGUGGUGGUGGUGGCAAUUAUGGGUCUGGUGGUGGUAAUUAUGGUGCCUCUGGUUAUGGUAGCAGUGGCAAUUAUGGCAGUGCAGGUGGUGUUGAUACUAAUGUUGCCAGCAGUUAUGGAAGUGGAGAAAACAGUUCUGGCUUUGGCACAAGUGGUGAUAACUAUGCCAGUGGAAGCACUGAUGCAGCUAGCAACAGCUUCAGCUUCGGCAACGAUGCUACCAGCAACCAAGCAGAAGCUUGUGAUGUUAAUAGCCCAGUUGACGCCGGUGAAAAUUACAGAGAUCACAAUGACUCCAGUGAUUAUGCAGACAGAAGAGCCUAAAGGUUGAAUUCCAAUCCCCUUGCUUCCCAAUGCUAUUGAUAAAAGACAGAAAUCGAUGGAAGAUGACGUCUCUUCCUUCCAUUGUUCUCUUUCAUAGUCUUAUCUUUUUCUCACUCUAGCUAUAUUUCCGACUUCUGUUUUUCGUCGUGGACUCGAGAUUUUACUUUUGUGUUAACCUUGAUUUGGAUCUUAAUCCUGGCAGUGUAACAAGAGCCAAACAUUGUGUUAGCUAAGUAAAAAGUACUCUACACCUUCAGGUGUUGAACCUAAUUUUGUAAACAAGUCGUUACAUGUUUGGAUG
Messenger RNA from Solanum verrucosum, 1174 nucleotides. RefSeq names its product glycine-rich RNA-binding protein 4, mitochondrial-like. Lineage: Eukaryota; Viridiplantae; Streptophyta; Magnoliopsida; Solanales; Solanaceae. The transcript has 5 exons. Bases 100 to 873 code for a protein of 257 amino acids. Gene Ontology annotation, molecular function: RNA binding. The record is from RefSeq and is a predicted model, not a curated record.